Messenger RNA from Loxodonta africana (African savanna elephant), 6578 nucleotides. It is a transcript of the gene FKBP7, whose product is annotated as FKBP prolyl isomerase 7. The transcript has 4 exons. Gene Ontology annotation, molecular function: peptidyl-prolyl cis-trans isomerase activity; calcium ion binding. Lineage: Eukaryota; Metazoa; Chordata; Mammalia; Proboscidea; Elephantidae. The record is from RefSeq and is a predicted model, not a curated record. Bases 92 to 748 code for a protein of 218 amino acids.
GCGUCAGAGCUCAGCCGCAGGGACGGCAACCCGGCGCGAGUGACACGCCAGAGGGAGCACGGGCAACAUCUCUGGGACAACUCCAGGAAUCAUGCAUUUCUUAUUCAGCUUAGCCUUUAUCUUUUACGUUUGGGGCUUUUUUACUAUUCAGGGACAAAAGAAAGCGGAGAGCACAGAGGAAGUGAAAAUAGAAGUUUUGCAUCGUCCAGAAAACUGCUCUAAAACAAGCAAGAAGGGAGACCUGCUAAAUGCCCAUUACGACGGCUACUUGGCCAAAGACGGCUCGAAAUUCUACUGCAGCCGGACACAAAAUGAAGGCCACCCCAAAUGGUUUGUUCUCGGUGUUGGGCAAGUAAUAAAAGGACUAGACAUUGCUAUGAUGGAUAUGUGCCCGGGAGAGAAGCGAAAAGUAACUAUACCGCCUUCAUUCGCAUAUGGAAAGGAAGGCUAUGUGGAAGGCAAGAUUCCACCUGAUGCAACAUUGAUUUUUGAGAUUGAACUUUAUGCUGUGACUAAAGGACCACGGAGCAUUGAAACGUUUAAGUAUAUAGACGUGAAUAAUGACAGACAACUCUCUAAAGACGAGAUAAACCAUUACUUAAAAAAGGAAUUUGAAAAAGAUGAGAAGCCACGUGACGAGUCAUAUCAGAAUGCAGUUUUAGAAGAUAUUUUCAAGAAGAAUGACCAUGAUGGUGAUGGGUUCAUUUCUCCCAAGGAAUACAAUGUGUAUCAACAUGAUGAACUGUAGUAUAUUUUAACUUCUACAUUUUCUUAGCUACUUACUGUACUUUUAUAUAAAAAACAAAGUCAUUUUUCUCCAAGUUGUGUUUUCUAUUUUCUCCUCAUCAGAAUAUAUUUUGGUCCCCCUCAAUACGUGUAAUUUUAGUGUAAAAAUAAAUAUGAGGCUGUUUUGCAAAUUUAAAUUUCCAGAACCUAGUCACGAUUGUUUCCUAGUGCUUUAUUCUGUGAUAUGAACACAAAUUGCAACACCUUGAAGUACCCAUUGACCUCUGUGUGGGCAAUUUUCCCUCUUCAGGAUAUGUUGUUGUUGUUGCUGGGUGCCGUCGAGUCGGUUCCGACUCAUAGCGACCCUAUGCACAACAGGACGAAACACUGCCUGGUCCUGAACCGUCUUCACAAUCAUUGUUAUGCUUGAGCUCAUUGUUGCAGCCACUGUGUCAGUACACCUCGUUGAGGGUCUUCCACUUUUCCGCUGACCCUGUACUCUGCCAAGCAUGAUGUCCUUCUCCAGGGACUGAUCCCUCCUGACAACAUGUCCAAAGUAUGUAAGACGCAGUCUCGCCAUCCUUGCUUCUAAGGAGCAUUCUAGCUGUACUUCUUGCAAGACAGAUUUGUUCGUUCUUCUGGCAGUCCAUGGUAUAUUCAAUAUUCUUCGCCAACACCACAAUUCAAAGGCGUCAAUUCUUCUUCGGUCUUCCUUAUUCAUUGUCCAGCUUUCACAUGCAUAUGAUGCGAUUGAAAAUACCAUGGCUUGGGGUCAGGUGCACCUUAGUCUUCAAGGUGAGAUCUUUGCUCUUCAACACGUUAAAGAGGUCCUUUGCAGCAGAUUUACCCAAUGUGAUGCGUCUUUUGAUUUCUUGACUGCUGCUUCCAUGGCUGUUGAUUAUAGAUCCAAGUAAAAUGAAAUCCUUGACAACUUCAGUCUUUUCUCCGUUUAUCAUGAUGUUGCUCAUUGGUCCAGUUGUGAGGAUUUUUCUUUUCUUGAUGUUGAGAUGCUGUGGUCUUUGAUCUUCAUUAGUAAGUGCUUCAAGUCCUCUUCACUUUCAGCAAGCAAGGUUGUGUCAUCUGCGUAACACCAGUUGUUAAUGAGCCUUCCUCCAAUCCUGAUGCCCCGUUCUUCUUCAUGUAGUCCAAUUUCUCAUAUUAUUUGCACAGCAUACAGAUUGAAUAGGUAUGGUGAAAGAAUACAACUCUGAUGCACACCUUUCCUGACUUUCAACCAAUCAGUAUCCCCUUGUUCUGUCUGAACAACUGCCUCUUGAUCUAUGUAAAUGUUCCUCAGGAGCACAAUUAAGUGUUCCGGAAUUCCCAUUCUUUGCAAUGUUAUCCAUAAUUUGUUAUGAUCCACACAGUCGAAUGCCUUUGCAUAGUCAAUAAAACACAGGUAAACAUCCUUCUGGUAUUCUCUGCUUUCAGCCAGGAUCCAUCUGACAUCAGCAAUGAUAUCCCUGGUUACACGUCCUUUUCUGAAACUGGCCUGAAUUUCUGGAAGUUCCCUGUCGAUACACUGCUGCAGCCAUUUUUCAAUGAUCUUCAGCAAAAUUUUGCUUGCGUGUGAUAUAAAUGAUAAUGUUCUGUAAUUUCCACAUUCGGUUGGAUCACCUUUCUUGGGAAUAGGCAUAAAUAUGGAUCUCUUCCAGUCAGUUGGCCAGGAAGCUGUCUUUCAUAUUUCUUGGCAUAGAUGAUUGAGCACCUCCAGCACUGCAUCUGUUUGUCGAAACAUCUCAAUUGAUAUUCCAUCAAUUCCUGGAGCCUUGUUUUUCGCCAGUGCCUUCAGAGCAGAUUGGACUUCUUCCUUCAGUACCCUCGGUUCCUGAUCAUAUGCCACCUCUUGAAAUCGUUGAACAUCGACUAAUUCUUUUUGAUAUAAUGACUCUGUGUAUUCCUUCCAUCUUCUUUUGAUGCUUCCUGUGUCGUUUAAUAUUUUCCCCAUAGAAUCCUUCACUAUCGCAGCUCGAGGCUUGAAUUUUUUCUUCAGUUCUUUCAGCUUGAGAAACGUUGAGCGUGGUCUUCCCUUUUGGUUUUCUACUUCCAGCUCUUUGUACGUGUCAUUAUAAUACUUUGUCUUCUCAAGAAGCCCUUUGAAAUCUUCUGUUCAGUUCUUUUACUUCAUCAAUUCUUCCUUUUGCUUUAGCUGCUCGAUGUUCAAGAGCAAGUUUCAGAGUCUCCUCUGACAACCAUUCUUUCUUUCCUGUCUUUUCAAUGACCUCUUUCUUCAAGCAUGAUGUCCUUCAUGUCAUUCCACAACUCAUUUGGUCUUCGGUAACUAGUGUUCAAUGCAUCAAAUCUGUUCUUCAGAUGGUCUCUAAAUUCAGGUGGGAUAUACUCAAGGUCAUAUUUUGGCUCUCGUGGACUUGCUCUGAUUUUCUUCGGUUUCAGCUUGAACUUGCAUAUGAGCAAUUGAUGGUCUGUUCCACAGCCAGCCCCUGGCCUUGUUCUGACUGAUGAUAUUGAGCUUUUCCAUUGUCUCUUUCCACAGAUGUAGUCAAUUUGAUUUCUGUGUGUUCCAUCUGGCAAGGUCCAUAUAGUUGCUGUUUAUGUUGGUGAAAGGAGGUAUUUGCAAUGAAGAAGUCAUUGGUCUUGCAAAAUUCUAUCAUUCAAUCUCCAGCGUUGUUUCCAUCACCAAGGCCAUAUUUUCCAACUACCGAUCCUUCAUCUUAGUUUCCAACUUUCCCAUUCCAGUCACCAGUAAUUACCAAUGCAUCUUGAUUGCAUGUUUGAUCAAUUUCAGACUGCAGCAGCUGAUAAAAAUCUUCCAUUUCUUCAUCUUUGGCCUUAUUGGUUGGUGCAUAAAUUUGAAUAAUAGUCGUGUUAACUGGUCUUCCUUAUAGGAGUAUGCAUAUUAUCCUAUCACUGACAGCGUUGUACUUCAGGAUAGAUCUUGAAACGUUCUUUUUGACGAUGAAUGCAACACCAUUCCUCUUCAAGUUGUCAUUCCCAGCAUAGUAGACUAUAUGAUUGUCUGAUUCAAAAUGGCCAAUACCAGUCCAUUUCAGCUAAUGCCUAGGAUAUCGAUGUUUAUGUGUUCCAUUUCAUUUUUGACAAUUUCCAAUUUUCCUUGAUUCAUACUUCGUACAUUCCAGGUUCCAAUUAUUAAUGGAUGUUUGCAGCUGCUUCUUCUCAUUUUAUGUCAUGCCACAUCAGCAAAUGAAGGUCCCGAAAGCUUUACUCCAUCCACGUCAUUAAGGCAGACUCCACUUUGAGGAGGCAGCUCUUCCCCAGUCAUCUUUUGAGUGCCUUCCAACCUGGGGGGCUCAUCUUCCAGCACUGUAUCAGACAGUGUUCUGCUGUUAUUCAUAAGGUUUUCACUGGCUAAUGCUUUUCAGAAGUAGACAGCUGGGUCCUUCUUCCUAGUCUGUCUUAGCGUGGAAGCUCAGCUGAAACCUGUCCUCCAUGAGUGACCCUGCUGGUAUCUGAAUACUGGUGGCAUAGCUUCCAACAUCACAGCAACAUGCAAGCUGCCACAGUAUGACAAACUGACAGACAAGUGCGAGCUCCAGGAUAUAGGAGGAAAUAUAUGUCAAAAUCUGCAAGCUCUUCUCAACUCUAACCUUAACAAUGAGUAUAAAUAUGUAAAUAUUCCAUUUUAAUAUCUUAAAUGUUAAAAUGGCCCAUAUUUUUAAAAUAUUCAUUAGGGACCCAAGAAUGAUCAUUUUACAUAUUUAUACAUUUCAUAACAUUACUGAUGAUAAGUUACAUAAUCAUAGGACUGAAGAGUCUUCUUCUGGUAUGAAUGCAGGAAGAUAGUGGUACAUCUCUGUCCCCCAGAGGGUCUUAGCACUGCCUCUGUAUUUUUUGAUGCAAGCCUCUGGCCUUGGGAUAUUUGUUCCAGUGGGGAAUGAUGCUUAAAGAUGUUUGACCAGAACAGACACUUUGUGCCUCUUUAUCUUAUAAGAGGCACACAAUCUAUGCUACUCUUGGUCUUAUACUCCUUCAAAUAUUAUAAAUGCAGUACUCCUCUUCCUUCCUGUUGACCUUUAACUUUGUAAGUUAUCUACCACCCCUAAGUUUUUGUCAUGAUAGUUUUAAACUGAUGCUAUGGAAUUUCUCAGUGUCCAGUUCCCUUUGUCUAGGUCUCUCCUUCCUAUGUCACUUCAUUUCACAACAUUCCCAUCAUUAAUAAUGAAUGAUCAUUAAAAGCUGGUAUGCCGUUGUUGCAUUUUGUUAAAUGUGUAAAAUUUAUUUUGCUAUAAAUGAGGUUAGACAGUGCCAUGGCAGUUUUGUGUCCUGGUCAAAUCAUGACAUGGUCUGACUUGUUGAGAACAGGAGAUAAUAGAUGCCGUAGAAGUUCAAGUUGGUGCCAAUGAAAGGGCAUACAUUUAUUGGAACAGGAAACAUUUUGCCUACUGCAUAUGAAGGAAAGUAUAGUCAGGUAAUACAUAGCUCUAUUCAGAACAGCUGAUUUCAAAACUAGUAAAGUUUUUUAUGUUUUCUGAAAUUUUCUCUUUCCAAACCAUUGUUCAUCUUUUGACCUCUUUAGAUGUACUCUCAAAACCUCUAUUCAUAUUGUAGGGGUAACAAAAACCACCAGACUAGUAGGUAUUAUGUAUGUGUGGUACAGAAUUUUACACCUCAUAAAACAAAAACCUAUUAUUAUCUUUCCUUUCUUCCCAAUAUUUAUUUUUAUACCCAAAUUUUAUAACAUCUCACUUAUUUAAACAACUCUUUCAUCUUUUUCCUUCCCUUAGAAAAUCUGCCCAGCUGAAGUAAACUAGGUUGAUAAUAGCAUAAUAUUUUUUAUUUGGGUUUGGAAAUUGCCCCCCUUCUUUAUACAUCACUUAUGCCUUUUUGAUGGAAACCCUGGUAGCAUAGUGGUUAAGAGCUACGGCUGCUAACCAAAAGGUCAGCGGUUCAAAUCCAUCAGGCGCUCCUUGGAAAUGUAUGGGACAGUUCUACUCUGUCCUAUAGGGUCGCUGUGAGUCGGAAUCGACUCGAUGGCAACGGUUUUUUUUACCAGGUUUAUCCCUUUUUGAUCAAUGUACUCAUAUUUGCAUUGAUUGGUGUACUUUUACCAAAAUAAAACAAAAAUACCGUAAAAGAAUAUAUAUGGAAAUUGCCUGUCAUGGAUUGAAUUAUGUCCCCCCAAAAAUGUGUGUUAUCAAUUUGGCUGGGCCAUGAGUCCCAGCAUUCUGUGGUUGUCCUGCAUUUUGUGAUUGUAAUUUUAUGUUAAAGAGUAUUAGGGUGGGAUUGUAACACCCUCACCAGGUCACAUCCCUGAUCCAAUGUAAAGGGAGUUUCCCUGGGGUGUGACCUGCACCACCUUUUAUCUCUCAAGAGAUAAAAAGAAAGGGAAGCAAGCAGAGAAGGGGGACCUCAUGCCACCACGAAAGCAAUGCCAGGAGCAGAGUGUGUCCUUUGGACCCAGGUUCCUGCGCAGAGAAACUCCUACUUUGGGGGAAGAUUGAUAAGAAGGCCGACACAGAGAGAAAGCCUCUCCCUGGAGCUGACACCCUGAAUUUGGGCUUUUAGCCUACUUUACUGUGAGAAAAUAAACUUCUGUUUGUUAAAGCCAUCCACUCGUGGUAUUUCUGUUAUAGCAGCCGUAGAUAACUAAGAUGUUGCCAAAUCAAAAAAACCAAACCCGUUGCCGUCGAGUCAAUCCUGACUCAUAGCGACCCUAUAGGACAGAGUAGAACUGCCCUAUAGAGUUUCCAAGGAGCACCUGGUGGACUCGAACUGCCAACCUCUUGGUUAGCAGCCAUAGCACUUAACCACUAUGCCACCAGGGUUUCCAAGACAUUGCCCCAUAAUAUAAUCUUUAUAAUUCAAUCCUUUCUAUCCCAUUCUUUUUCAUACAAAGUGCUUUUAAAUGUAUGUUUUUAAAAGUUAUGGAUGAC